GCCGAGCGCGUCCGCUGACCUUCAGGAGCAGUGUGCGAGCAUGGCGCCGGGCAGGAAGUUCUUCGUCGGGGGCAACUGGAAGAUGAACGGCCGCAAGAAGACGCUGGGCGAGCUGAUCGCCACGCUGAACGCGGCCGCGCUGCCCGCCGACACCGAGGUGGUUUGUGCGGCCCCCACUGCCUACAUCGACUAUGCCAGGCAGAAGCUGGAUUGCAAGAUAGCUGUGGCCGCUCAGAACUGCUACAAAGUACCCAACGGCGCCUUCACGGGGGAGAUCAGCCCUGGCAUGAUCAAAGAUUGUGGAGCCACGUGGGUGGUCCUGGGCCACUCAGAGAGAAGACACGUCUUCGGGGAAUCAGACGAGCUGAUUGGGCAGAAAGUAGCCCACGCCCUGUCCGAAGGCCUGGGCGUCAUCGCCUGCAUCGGCGAGAAGCUGGAUGAGAGGGAAGCGGGCAUCACCGAGAAGGUCGUUUUUGAACAAACCAAGGUCAUCGCAGAUAACGUGAAGGAUUGGAGCAAGGUUGUCCUGGCCUACGAGCCUGUGUGGGCGAUUGGUACCGGCAAGACGGCCACCCCUCAACAGGCCCAAGAAGUGCAUGAGAAACUCCGGGGAUGGCUCAAGUCCAAUGUCUCCGAGGACGUGGCCAAGAACACCCGCAUCAUUUAUGGAGGCUCCGUCACUGGAGCCACGUGCAAGGAGCUGGCCAGCCAGCCCGACGUGGACGGCUUCCUGGUGGGCGGCGCCUCCCUCAAGCCGGAAUUCGUGGACAUCAUCAAGGCCAAGCAAUAGACACCGCACCACCUCCCGCCCUGGAGCGAAGCCGGGGUCACGACCCCCAGUCGGGGCCCCCACCCUUCCCCGUGCUUCUGAUGACAUCAUCUGCCCCCGACUGACCAGGCCAGUCGCUUUACCGCCUGAACUAAGCGCGGCACCGACGAGGCUCGCCUCGGCCCAGUGAGGCCUGCGGAGUGCCCCCGCCCCCUCCCACCCAGGGGAGGGCGGGGGAGCGAAACCACGCCCUCCUGGUCACCAUGGGGCCCGUCUCCCCGGGGAGGCCAGAGCUGCCAGGCCUCCCGCAGUGCGCAUGCGUGUGUCCAUCUGUGCGCGUCCGUCAACCCCGUAUGAAAUAAACACCUGGCACUAGA
Messenger RNA from Dipodomys spectabilis (banner-tailed kangaroo rat), 1146 nucleotides. It is a transcript of the gene Tpi1, whose product is annotated as triosephosphate isomerase 1. Gene Ontology annotation, biological process: glyceraldehyde-3-phosphate biosynthetic process; glycolytic process; glycerol catabolic process. Gene Ontology annotation, molecular function: triose-phosphate isomerase activity. Gene Ontology annotation, cellular component: cytosol. The transcript has 7 exons. The record is from RefSeq and is a predicted model, not a curated record. NCBI's taxonomy places the organism in Eukaryota, Metazoa, Chordata, Mammalia, Rodentia, Heteromyidae. Bases 41 to 790 code for a protein of 249 amino acids.